GAGGGGCGGGGCGCGGCGGGCUGGCUGGCUCAGUCGCCUCAAGUUGGCCGGGCAGGAGGGAGGCCGGCGGGGCAGGAGCCAUGGAGAAGCCGCGGCGGCUGGUGGUGGUGACGGGGUUUGGCCCGUUCGGGGAGCAUUCGGUCAAUGCCAGCUGGAUCGCGGUUCAGGAGCUGGAGAAGCUGGGCCUCGGAGACGACGUCGACCUCCACGUCUGCGAAAUCCCAGUGGAAUACCAGGCCGUGGAGCGGCUCAUCCCUGCCUUGUGGAAGAAGCACAGCCCGCAAGUGACUGGUGGUCCACGUGGGCCUGUCUGGCAUGGCCACCACGGUGACGCUGGAAAAGUGCGGCCACAACAUCGGCUACCGCGGCCUGGACAACUGCCGCUUCUGCCCGGGCUCCCAGUGCUGCAUCGAGGGGGGGCCCGAGUGCAUCGACUCCGUCAUCGACAUGGACGCCGUCUGCAAGAGGGUCUCCACCCUGGGGCUGGACGUGGCCGUGACGAUAUCGAAGGAUGCCGGCAGGUAGGCGGGGCAGACUCCCGGCUGGCGACAGAAGGAAGCCCCCCUGGCUCAGUGGUACCUCUGCGACUUCACCUACUACACCUCGCUGUACCACAGCCACGGCCGCUCGGCCUUCGUCCACGUUCCCCCGCUGGGGAGGCCCUACAGCGCCGAUCAGCUGGGGCGAGCCCUGCAGGCCAUCAUCGCAGCGAUGCUCAGCGACUUGAAACACUCAGACAGCAACAUCAAUUGCCACAACGAGCACUGAGGCACGAGCCCCGCGUCCCGCCUGCUCCCUCGCUGUUGCACUUCUGGAAAAGAAACUUUUCUCACAGUACCUUGGGGGCGGGGGGGCGGGCUUUCCUUCCUGAUUUUGAGCCGCAGGGCCCUCUCUGUAUCCGGUGAUCAGCGCUAACUCCCCAAGAAACGAUUUUGCACCCUCUUUCAAUUCUCCAGGUCCCCCCUUUCCAGACACAACUGGAGCAGUUUUUAUUUUUGGAUUGCCGCGGAGGAGUCAAGGCUUUUUUUUUUUAAUUGUGCGUCUAGGAUUUCGGAAGGGGGGGGAGCUUAUGCCUCCUGCAAUAUCCAAGAAUCCAAGCCCCAAUUUGUAUGAAAAUUUUUGCCUCCUGUCUCGACUUGGGCUUUUCAAAAAGGGUGCAUACAAAAACGUUGUAGCUUAAAGCAGAGGGCAGCGGAACGAACUCCUGCCCGGGGGAAUUUUCUAACCCCUCGUCCAGGGGGUCAGAGCUUUCCACUCUGCCAGCCCCCCAAACGCCUCUGAUGGGGCAGGAAAGGGGGUGGGGUGGAAAGAGGCCUCCUUUGCUCUGACCUAGGUUUUUUUUGGGGGGGGGUUGUUGGAGCAGAUGACUCUUGGGGUCCCCUCCCAUUAUUAUUUUUUUAAAGAACGAACGGACCUCUUUGCAUUACUGCCUUUUUCAAACCUGGCAACUACAUACCUCUGCAUCCGAAGCGCACACCUUCUCUUCGGCUGGGUCUUGCUCCAGGAACUGGGGGCUGCCUUCUCCCCCCCCCAACACCCACCUGAGCCCUCUUUUCCAGUGCCUCAAAAGCUAGAUGCUGCUCAGACUCCACCCCCCCCAAACACCACUUUGUACCUUAGAAUCUCAGCGUGGUACUAGAUCCCUUUUCUGAACUUUUUUUGCUGUGUCCUGGGAGGGGCCUCUGGAGUAAAACUGGAAUGGUGCCGCCUCCUUGAUGACACUUCCUAAGAAGAUUUUUUUUGGGGGGGGGGACGACGACAAUGAAGAUGGAGGGGGAGACACCCCUGAGACUCGCCCAGACUCCUUUUCUUGCCUGGCAGAGCCGUUUCUCUGUGGUUGGAGCAGAAGAUCCAACGGCCCCUCUCUGAAAAACAUUCUGGAUUCUGACAAAGGAGGGCUGCUUACUUACAAGUAUUGCAGGAAAAAAAUGUAUAUUUCCUUGUUCGAACAUGGCAGGAUGAGGGCGCCACGCUCAGCAGAGAGCUCAAAGAGUCUCGUUUUCAAAACCAGCGCACCAACUUCGCUCUAAAAAAGUCACGGGGCGUCGCAGACUUAAAAGGAGACGAACCUGAGUGUUUAAAAAUCCCGAAUGGAGUUGGGUGUCGCAGACUCUCCCGUCAAAAUAGAGCUAAAUGACUACUGUUUUGGCUUAGGAGGAGGAGGAGGAAUAUGUUCAAGUGGAAAUAUGUGGCUCCUUCUCUUCCCACCUCCCCUUUCUCUCUUUUUGUAAAAGAAAAGUUGAUUGCUAUUUGAAUCUCUUAAAAUCUUUAAUUGGUUCUGCUUUCUCUAGUAACUCUCAGUGAGAGUUCCCCAAGGGCCCGUCUGCUUAGCCCAGUGGAAUUGUCUUGGCGAGCGAGAGCCACGGGGUUCGGAUGCCGGAGCGGAGCCGCUUUCUGGCCUCGCAAAUGGGACAAGUGGUGGUGGGCGGCUUUCUGGACUGUGAAGAUCCUUGUAUAUCUGAAGCGUCUUGAGCCCGUAGAGUCUACAAUGGCUCCCGUUUCUGUUUAGUACAGGGAUCUGGGUGGGGGGCGCGAUCUGUGGCCGGCCAAAUGUCGUUGGAGUCCAUCUCCCCUCGUCACUAUUGCCCCUGACAGCUGCCUGUCCAGCUCUCCAGUCUACAUGGUGUGACCAGAAAGUUUGGUGAAGGGUCAGAAAUCGGACAGUGAGAAAUAUUUGAACAUACAUGCCUUACAGGCCUUCAAAGUAGCCCCCUCAUGGUCCAAAUUGUAGCUCAAUGUUCUCUCAAUUGUAGCUCAAUGCCAGUCGGUGUAGAACUGAGCUGGAUGGACCCAGGGAUCCGCCAUGGAGCUUCUUCCUGCCUUCCCCUGAGCCACCAAUUUGGGAGCGCGCUGUUGCCACUUGGGUCCUCCUUUUGGGCUCUCCUGGAGAGAGGAGGCUGGGCUGUGUGGGCCUGAUCCGGCGUGCUCUUCUUAGUUUCCUUGUGGAACCUCCAUAGACAGAGCCAGCUUCCCUUAGGACAGUGGAGAACAAGAGCAGAAGGUGGCUGCUGCGCUCUCCUCGCGAGGACAGGGUGCUGGGCCUAAUCCAGCAGUUUAUGACUGUCCUCCCACAAACACUGCAGUCCUCCUCCUCUCUGGCCUGCGCAGUGUGCUUUUUCCUGUGUCUGCCCACUUUAGUCCUGUGGGCUCUGGGUUUCCCAGAGAAUUUCCAAUCCGCCAUCUGUCUCCCUUUUCCCAGUGCCCUAAAUCACCCCCUUCAACCUUGAGAGUGCCAGAUAUUCAGGAAUCCCACCUCCCAUCAUCACCAGUCAAUUGAUCAACCCGUCUCCUUUAGUGGAAUAUGCCUACGAUUGUUCAGUAGAAAGGAAACCCUGGAGAAGUCGGUGUCAUUUAAUCUUGCUUUCAAGCAUGGGGUUUAAAUAUUUCUGGUGGACUUUUGCAGUAAAACAAGACAUGUGCAAUGGGUUUUGAUCUGUUUCAUAGCAUAUUCCAGCUGGCAAUUUUGCAGAGGGCAUUUCUUGUAAGGGAAAAAGCUCUCGCUCCUGAAAGUCCCACCAUUUCAUUCUGUUCCUUCCAUUUCUGGGCCGCUUUUCACUCACGCAAGUCACAAAGUGACUUGCAAACAAGAACAGAACAUCACGACGACAGCGUAAAUCACAUAGAAUAAUUACCAAUCGUCAGUAAAACAACUAUUUUCUGUAAAGCACUAUUAACAAAACAACAAUAAAAAUUAAGCCGAACAGCAGCUACACGCUUCCUGUUCUGGCUGAGAGCUGAGGAUCCAAAAUGCAGUGCUGGGAAUGUCUCCCUUUUGCAAACCCUGGAGAACGGCUGCCCGUCAGUCAGAAGCGAUGAGCCUGACUUCUACAGACGCCUUCCUCUGUUAUUAUGAAGUUGCUUCUGUUUUUCCAUCUCAGGAAUCCCACAAAAGCUCCACACUGCCCCCGCCUCACUUUUACAUUGCUAGCUAGAAUAUGUAAUUUAUUUUAUAAUCUUACAGUUUUCACAAAUAAUUUGAUUUGGGGUGGAGGGGGGAGGGAGAGGGAGGGGCCCACCACUGUUUCUCCGAAGAACCUUCACUUGGGUGCUGAUUUGUUUUUAAAGUUGCAUUAAAAGUCAUUUUUAUUUAAGCCGUUACAGAAUUAAA
This is a messenger RNA of Podarcis muralis (Common wall lizard), 4108 nucleotides long. It is a transcript of the gene PGPEP1, whose product is annotated as pyroglutamyl-peptidase I. Gene Ontology annotation, biological process: proteolysis. Gene Ontology annotation, cellular component: cytosol. NCBI's taxonomy places the organism in Eukaryota, Metazoa, Chordata, Lepidosauria, Squamata, Lacertidae. The record is from RefSeq and is a predicted model, not a curated record. Gene Ontology annotation, molecular function: pyroglutamyl-peptidase activity.